Molecule: messenger RNA, 570 nt
Organism: Cryptomeria japonica (Japanese cedar)
Lineage: Eukaryota; Viridiplantae; Streptophyta; Pinopsida; Cupressales; Cupressaceae
Exons: 1
Coding region: 1-570 (189 amino acids)
Source: RefSeq, a predicted model, not a curated record
AUGGGGAAGGUAGAUGGAGGAGAUGAAGAAUCGCAGGAGGGAAACCAGGAAGGACUGGCUAUAGCAGGACUUUCAGGCGGUAAUGGUGAAUUUAUCAUUGAUUUGUGUAUGGAAAUCUCGGCAGAGAAAGCUUUGUGGGAGGAUUUUGCAGUUAUUGCAAGGAUAAUUGGCCCUAAAAUGUCCCAAAUGGAAAUCAAGAACUGGGUUUUCAAAAAUUGGGGUGAGGACAAUGUGGUUAAAUAUAUUCCAAAAGGUUUUUUUGUGGUUGUAUUUGCUCAUGAAUCUGAAAGAUGUCUGAUUUUAAAUCAAGAAAAUUGGUUUGUUAAUGGAAAUCCAAUCUAUUUACAGCCCUGGUCCCCAAAUUUCGACCCUACUCCCUUAGCGGUAUAUGACAGUCCAGUUUGGAUUCGGUUGUAUAACCUUCUGAUUGAAUAUUGGGAUGAUGUGGUGCUGGAAACAAUUGGAAGAUCCUUGGGCACUCUAUUAGAAGUAGAUGAGCAUAUUAUUGAAAACAACCUUUACAAAUUUGCUAGAAUGCGAAUCGUUGCGGUUCAAAGAAUACCAACAUAG